GAGAAAGGGGAAAAUAAGAACCCUAAAAUCAAACAUGCAGUGCGCCAGUCCGUCACUGGGCGCCAUCGCCGAUCUCUCCUGGAUCGCGGGGCGGAGGAGGAAGCGGAGGAGCGUCCACAUUGUGGCGAUGGCGAUGGCGAUGGGUUCGGCUUCUUCUUCUUCUGCGGCUGCUGCUGCUGCCGAGGUAAAGCUAUGGGGUGGACGAUUCCAGCAGCGCACAACCAAUGCCGUGGAAUCCUUUAGCGAGUCCGUGUCCUACGAUAAGAAGCUCUACAAGGAAGAUCUCGCUGGGAGCUGUGCGCACGCUGUGAUGCUCGCCAAGCAAGGUCUAAUGUCGGAAGAGGAUCGAGAUGCGAUCUUAAAAGGGAUUGCUGAGAUCGAGGCUAGGAUCGAGAGUGGCAACUUCACUUGGAGAUCCGAUCGAGAGGACGUCCACAUGAAUGUGGAGGCUGCUCUCACGGAUUUGAUUGGAGAGCCGGCAAAGAAACUCCACACUGCCAGGAGCCGCAACGAUCAAGUUGCCACGGACGUAAGGCUUUGGUGCCGCAAUGCCAUUGAUAAUCUCGUGAAGAAGAUCAUAGCUCUCCAGAUUGCUCUUGUCCAGCUUGCUCUUGAUAACGAGGGAUUGGUGGUGCCAGGCUAUACGCACUUACAACGAGCUCAACCGAUUCUUCUACAGCACCUUUUGCUUGCUUACGUAGAACAAUUGGAGCGAGAUGCCGGCCGUCUCAAAGACUGUCGCUGCCGUAUCAACUUUUCGCCUCUGGGAUCCUGCGCUCUCGCUGGGACUGGCCUUCCAAUCGAUCGAUUUAUGACAGCUGAAGCUUUGGGAUUCACUGCUCCUCUUCGUAACAGUGUGGAUGCAGUAUCGGACCGGGAUUUUCUCAUUGAGUUCCUCGCCGCGAACUCUAUAAUCGCUGUCCAUCUCUCACGCAUCGGUGAGGAGUGGGUCCUUUGGGCCUCCGAAGAGUUUGGUUUCUUGAUACCGAGUGAUGCUGUCUCAACCGGAAGCAGCAUCAUGCCUCAAAAGAAAAAUCCAGAUCCUAUGGAGCUUGUCCGAGGCAAAUCUGCGAGAGUUAUUGGCGAUCUCAUGACCGUGCUGGUGCUUUGCAAGGGUCUUCCUCAAGCUUACAAUCGCGACCUCCAGGAGGACAAGGAACCAUUGUUCGAUAGCGUGGAGACGAUCGGCACAGUCUUGGAGGUGACAACGGAGUUUUCCCAGAACGUAACGUUCAACAGGAAGAGAAUCUCGGCGUCUCUUUCGGCUGGACACUUGGACGCCACAACCAUGGCCGACUACUUGGUGAACAAGGGGAUACCAUUUCGAACUUCGCAUGAUAUCGUCGGCAAGGCCGUAGCGCUGGCCAUCUCCAAAGAUGUGGAGCUCUCCAAGCUCACGCUGGAGGAGCUCCGGAGCAUCAAUCCGGUGUUUGAGGACGAUGUCUACGAAUACUUGGGCGUGGAGAACGCAGUGAAACGCUUCCAGUCCUAUGGAUCUACUGGAGCGAGCUGCGUGAAAGAACAACUCCAGUAUUGGUGCGAGAAGCUCAAGCUGGUAUGAAACUUUUCUUCGUUUUUUUGCGAUCGAGCCUCUGUUUUUUUUUCUUGGGAAUAAAGACCGCAAGAACACAAGUACCAUUUUAACGAC
Molecule: messenger RNA, 1648 nt
Organism: Selaginella moellendorffii
Lineage: Eukaryota; Viridiplantae; Streptophyta; Lycopodiopsida; Selaginellales; Selaginellaceae
Product: argininosuccinate lyase, chloroplastic
Exons: 7
Coding region: 35-1561 (508 amino acids)
Cellular component (GO): cytosol
Molecular function (GO): argininosuccinate lyase activity
Source: RefSeq, a predicted model, not a curated record